This is a messenger RNA of Aspergillus alliaceus, 1446 nucleotides long. Its product is annotated as MFS transporter. Lineage: Eukaryota; Fungi; Ascomycota; Eurotiomycetes; Eurotiales; Aspergillaceae. The transcript is spliced from 5 exons. Gene Ontology annotation, molecular function: transmembrane transporter activity. Bases 1 to 1446 code for a protein of 481 amino acids. The record is from RefSeq and is a predicted model, not a curated record. Gene Ontology annotation, biological process: transmembrane transport.
AUGGCCGACGACGAGCAAUGGAGCAUGAUUCAUCUAGGACUGACAGUUUCAGAUCCAAAUAGUGUCAACUGGGAUGGUCCCACUGAUCCAGCAAACCCCCGAAAUUGGAAGAGGGGGCGAAAGCUGAUACAUAUUCUUGCACUUAGCGCUAUCACCCUCUACGCGAACCUCGCUGCUAUUAUGUUCGCUCCUGCAGCUCAACAGUUUGCUAUGGAGUUUCGCGUUACAAGCGGCAUUGUAGCCACUCUAACCGUUACCAUCUUCAUCCUGGGGUUUGCCAUCGGGCCCCUUCUCCUUGCCCCCAUGUCAGAGCUCUACGGCAGACUAAUAAUCUAUCAUGUUUGUAAUGUCGUGCAUUUCGCCUUCACUAUUGGUUGUGCAUUGAGUACGAAUACUACUAUGUUUAUUAUAUUUCGUUUUAUCUGUGGGUGCGCUGCAUCCUCCUCGAUGUCGAUCGGGGGCGGGACCAUUGCAGACCUUUAUACUGAGGCUGAGCGUGGAAAGGCAAUGGCGCUAUAUGGCAUUGGUCCCCUUCUAGGCCCAGUCAUUGGUCCCUUGAUUGGUGGAUUUGUGGCGCAAUCUCUAGGCUGGCGUUGGACAUUCUGGCUGAUUUUGAUACUGUCCGGCGCCACCUCUCUUCUUACUUUAAUUGUAAUGCGGGAGACUUACGAGCCCGCUCUCCUUGAGCGCAAGGCCGCUCGGUUGCGCAAGGCAACUGGGAACAGUGAACUCCGAGCCCAGACCUCCAACAAAAGGCUAAAUUCUAGGCAGCUCCUGGGACGUGCUGUCAUACGCCCAGCUAAGAUACUUCUCCUCUCGCCUAUUGCUCUUCUCCUCGCGAUCUACACUGCAUUUAUGUUUGGUCUUGUUUACCUCUUAUUCACUACGUUCCCCGUCGUGUUUCAGAUGACAUACGGUUUUAGUAUUGGUAUUACUGGGCUUGCAUACCUUGGGCUUGGGCUAGGCAUGAUGCUCAGUUUAAUUCUUUUUGGUGUACUGAGCGAUAGACUUCUUCACCAGCCACGGGGAGCAACUAUCGCACGGCCUGAGCUUCGCCUUCUCCUAAUGGUAUGGCUGUCACCUGUAGUUCCUAUCGGCUUUUUCUGGUACGGGUGGAGCGCCGAAGCGAAAGUUCACUGGAUUGUCCCUAUAUUGGGCACAUUCUUUAUUGGCAUUACCAUCUUCCUUAUUCUUAUACCUUCUCUGAUUUACCUUAUAGACGCCUUUGGGCCAGAGGCGGCUGCUUCUGCUGUGGCUGGAAAUAUGGUCCUACGAAGCCUUUUUGGGACAUUUAUACCUCUUGCAGGCCCCUAUUUGUACAAGAGUUUGGGACUCGGUUGGGGAAAUAGCUUGUUGGCUUUUAUCUCUGUGGCAUUUGUGCCUGUUCCCUUCUUCUUUUACAAAUACGGGGAGCGCUUGAGAAUGCGAUUUCCGGUAGACUACUGA